Messenger RNA from Microdochium trichocladiopsis, 2889 nucleotides. RefSeq lists its product as uncharacterized. The transcript has 3 exons. The record is from RefSeq and is a predicted model, not a curated record. Bases 1 to 2889 code for a protein of 962 amino acids. Gene Ontology annotation, biological process: DNA-templated transcription; regulation of DNA-templated transcription. Gene Ontology annotation, molecular function: DNA-binding transcription factor activity, RNA polymerase II-specific; DNA binding; zinc ion binding. Lineage: Eukaryota; Fungi; Ascomycota; Sordariomycetes; Xylariales; Microdochiaceae.
AUGACUGGCCCCCGGCGUGCCGCUGCCUUCCGCUGCCGGUUCUGCGAGGCCGUAUUUGCUCGUCAGGAGCACCUUGCCCGUCACGUCCGGGCCCACACGCGCGAGAAGCCGUACCGGUGUCCGCAGUGCCCAAAGUCCUUCUCCCGGCAGGAUGUUCUGAAUCGACACAUUCAGGCCCACCGGCAUCCGCCACGGGCGGCGGCUAGCUCGUCUGCCCGUGCAUGUACCGAGUGCGCGGCCUCUCGCGUGCGAUGCUCCAAGGACCUCCCCUGUCAACGAUGCCGUGAUCGAGGCCUGGAAGCGCUGUGCAUGUAUCCGGCCACGAGCAGAUCGACACAUGCCGAAUCGGCACACUCGCCCGCUCAGACCAGCCUUGCAGACAGCAUACAGCAACAGCAGGACAAUGUGACGCCCGAGAAUGUCACACUGCAGACGAGACCGGAACCUGUCGAGGCUUCUGCUUACUCUGGCCAGGAUGCGGUGCAGCAGCAGAUACCCCUGGCCGGGCAGGUUGGCUUUCCAUAUGCAGCAGCGCCGUCACAACCACAGCCUGCUGCCUCCCAGGGUCUGCCUUGGACGCAGGAAACAGGCUACGCCAACACGAACGGACUCCUGCGACCCAUUGCGGACAGCUACAACAGUGCCACUGACUACCAGCCGUUGAGAGACAUCAAUGAUGGUGUAGGCUCGUCAGUCAACUGGCUGUCACCCCAGUUCCAGGAUGGCAUCUCGUGGAACAACAUGAUGGUGCCGUUUCAGGACGGCAGCUGCAACUUUGCCAGUGACGUCUGGACAUUUCCGCCAGGCAGUGCCACUGCGACACAACCCGUUCCCUGGCCAGUUGCCGUGUCGCCAGUGGCUUUCGUGCCUGUGACACCUUCCACACCACAGGUUGACAUUUCGCCAUCGAGCCACACACGCACGCCCAGCCACAGCACAGCAAGUGCCAAGACGAGAGACGGGGCUUUGUAUGUCGAUGGCGCUGAAGGUCGCCAGCCGUUUGGCGGCAGGCUUCAGAAACAGCGUCGACUGUCCGGCGAGACGUCCGUGACUUAUGGCGAAACUGCCACUAGCACAGGCGCGCUGCAUCCGAGUGACAAUCGCGUCCUGGUUUCUGACGCUGCUUAUGACGCCAUGCGCCACCGAGUCCUUCAGCACGCACAGAACUCGGUUGAUGUCCUCGAUAUAGCCGCACUGCCGACCCUCGACGUAAUCAGGCGUUUCGUGGACCUGUAUUUUGACAAGUUCCAUCCGACGUACCCGUUCUUGAGGAAGAACUCGUCGUGCUUUGUGCCUCCUCGUGGCUGGCUCUUGCUUCUGGCUGUGGCAGCGAUAGGUGCUAGCUACGCGGAAGAGGCACCAGCGCAAAAGGCACUGGAGACUGUGCUAGAUGCAAUCGUCUCCAGCAACACGAUAGACAUUGACAUUGACGACAGAAACAGGUCUCGAGAAGACAUAUUGCUGGAACUACAGGCCAGUCUCCUCUACCUGAUUGCACAUGCCCACGGCGGCGACAGCAAAGCUCAAAGACGACGGGUGAUAGGAUGUCGACAUCGUCUCAAUGAGCAGUGCCGCACCAUGGGCCUCUUGUCUACUGAGUUGCCCAACAUCGACGGGUCGCAACCGCAUAUGGAAACAUGGGUCGCCGCUCAGUCGGCGUUGCGCACGGGAUUCAUGUUCUGGCUGGUUGAUUCUAUGCUAGCCGCUGAAUUCGACUGCCGCCCCUCGUUCCGUCUAUAUGAUGCCCAAAGCCCACUACCAUGUUUGGAGGAGCAAUGGGAAAGACCAACGAUUGACAGUCUCACAAAUCAAAGCUUGACCACAGUGACGGUGCCCGAGGCCUUGGAGAUUCUUUACAUGGAGAAGCGGCUGCCGCCGAACCUGAGCGAGUUCUCCAAGAUCCUCCUGACCUAUGCCGUGUGCCGCCGGAUGGAUGAGGCCCUCUAUCACCACCGCACAAUGCUGCCAUCCUGGACGCCCAACGCAGCUGCCCAAGCACGCACCGCGUCUCAAAUGCAAGAGUCCACCUGGCCGCCCUCGAACCCGAUGGUCAUGAGGUGGCGCAACAGCUCAUGCGACUGCCUCGAUGUCCUGCACUGGAACGCCAACAUGAUCAGCGCCGGGGCCGGCGGGUUCGAGCAUCCCACGAUCCUGCACCUGCACCUCUCGCGGCUCCUGAUCCUCAGCCCUGUCUGCCACAUCCAGACCGUCGCGGCGGGCAUGACCCAGCAGCAGCAGCGCAGUGACAAGUCGUUCGAUGAUGCGUUUGGAAACAUUCGCCGCUGGGCCAUCAUCGACCAGUUCAAGGCCCGCCUGUCCAUCAUCCACGCUGGCGCGGUCCUGUGGCACGUCCGGCGGUACAGCACGGGCGGUUUCAUCGAGCCGUUCGCCGUCUAUCUCGCUGUUCUCGUCGUGUGGUCAUACAGCAUCUCGACGCUGUCUUUCACGCAGCAGAUGGGCAACACUCUCCGUGUUCAGCAGGAUGCAGCGGAUGAUCGAUCCUCGGGCCAGGCACAGGGCAGUCCUCCACAAGAAGCAAAUCCGACGAAUGGUGACGAAGGCGGCGGCGACGAUGGCGAUGAUGGAGAGAACGAAGACUCGGACCUGGACCCAACCUUUAUCCACCUCGACCGCCCCUGCGACGACGAGAUUGUGCAGGUUUAUGUACGACGAGGGCAGAAGAUGGAGGCCAACAUGGUCCGCGUGGGCGAUAUCUGCAAGCCCGGCGCACCACAGAAGAUCCUCCGGGAAGGGCUGCGGGCGCUCUCGGGGGAUAAAACGUGGACGGCGCGGGAUAUCAGGCGGGAGGGCUCGGCGGCAGCAGCGAGUGGCAUCAGAGGGGGGUUCAUGGACAGGAUUCUGAACCUUGCCCGGGCCACUGGGCCGUGA